CUGAGAAACGAGCAGCGCUAGAGGAGCGCACCGUGCCUUAUAUACAGACUAUCUUUGGGAACUCUGAACGCGGUUUCCACCGCGCACACAAUUGGUCCAGGAGCCGUAUUUAUUAGGUAGGAGGCGCUCCUGCCGGGCAAACUUUGUUCAUGACUGUGGAAGUUCACUCGAGGGAAAAGCGCACAGACGUUUGACAUCUCUUCAGGAGCAAGUGCAUUAAUACUGAACACACACAGAAAGCACGCGUGGACAUGGCUUUACCUUGCAUUUUGCCUUCGAUUUCAACGUUUGCAAACCAGAAGGAGAAGCUCUGGGAGGAUAGAUGGAAGAUUGAGGAGCACAAACCACUGAACACCAGCUGCCCUCCACUCAACGUGGCGCUGAACACAGACACUUGUCGAGGCCGCAAGGAUGACGAGGAUCUCAGCAAUUAUUUAGACCUGGAGUUUAUCCUGGCCAACACCACGGGCCCUCUGGAGGCUGGAGCCGAGUUCAUCUCCCACUCCGAGCCGUGCAGCAUGUACUCCGCUGCAGUUUAUUCAUCUCAAGAAGCACCUCCACCGUACGGCCUCAUGGCUGAGCUGCUGCGAUCUGACGUGGACUCCACGUACGACGCCACAGUCCAGGGGAGAUUCCUUCUCAACUCCAGCGGCUUCCCCAGACAGGACUUUCCUGAAAUCAAAGUGGAGCCGCCGAUGGAUGGCUACGGUCCGGUGAUGGGCAUGGUGCCGCAGACCUGCCAAAAAAUCAAACAGGAAGGCAACGUUUCAUGCAUGAUGUCUUUCGAGCAGCCCAGACUAGCCGUUUCUCCGCAGGCCACCGGUAAUAUGACUCCUCCGCUGAGUCCCGACGACUCCCACCUCCGCCAAACGGCCUAUUCACAGAGCUACCAUCACUCUCCUCCGGCGUAUCCGCAGAUGCCGAUGCAGUUCACUGCGCCACACCAGUUUGCCAUGUAUGAGGAGGCAAUGGGGAUGCAACCCGGCAUGCAGCGGGCUCUUCUCACUCCUCCGUCCUCUCCGUUAGAGCUAAUGGAGUCCAAACCCAAGCGAGGGCGACGCACCUGGCCAAGGAAGCGCAUGGCGACACAUACCUGCACAUACGCCGGCUGUGGGAAGACGUACACCAAAAGCUCGCAUUUAAAAGCGCAUCACCGCACUCACACCGGUGAAAAACCGUACCACUGCAACUGGGAGGGAUGCGGAUGGAAGUUCGCCCGUUCUGACGAGCUGACGCGUCACUUCCGUAAACACACAGGCCACCGGCCGUUCCAGUGCCACCUGUGUGAACGCGCCUUCUCCCGCUCCGACCACCUGGCGCUGCACAUGAAGAGACACCUGUGAGGGCCGGAUCCACCACAACUGCCUUAUUUAAUGACUCUUAUUAUAUAUAUAUCAUCAUACUUUUAAAACAAAGUAGCUGGUACUACAUAGAUCACGCAGAGCUCUUUUUAAGGCCUUUUUGGGGGUUAAAAAGCAUCCUGAAAGGCUGGUCCUAAGAAUCAGUGUCCAAUCCGGAGACUGUUAUGUUUGAUUAACGAUGCCUUUCCGAAGCCACAACGAGUGCAAAGCCUGACGACUAGCAAACCAAAGUGGAAAAUGCACAACGAUGUUGACAAUGUUUUGCUCGAAACUGCCAUGCAACAAACAUGUUUCAUUUUUACUAGGGCUGGGAUGAUAAAAUUAUCAUUGCGAUUCCUUUUUCAAUCGAUUCGGAGCUUAGUUUUUACCACCGGAGGGCACUGCAUGCUUUACACAUACAAUCCUUACACAUACCAUUUCAACAUAAAACAAUUAUUAAUAAAUACAUGCGUGCAUUUGACCAUUUACAGUACAUAAACAAAAGUACAAGCAAUUAGAGCGCCGUCUGGUGUUUAAAAACUAUCCUAGAGUGCAUUCUGCUGCUCAAAACUAACCUAGACAUCUGUUAAAAUGAGCCUAUAGUGCGUCUGCUGUUAAAAACUAGCCUAUAGUGUUCUCUGGUGUUAAAAACUAGCCUAGAGUGCCAUCUGGUGUUUACAAAACUAGCCUAGAGCACAUUCUGCUGCUCAAAACUAGCCUAGACAGCUGUUAAAAAUGAACCUGUAGUGAGUCUGCUGUUUAAAAACUAGCCUAGAGCGCCCUCUGCUGUUCAAAACUAGCCUAGACCACACUUCAAACUAGCCUAGAGCGCCCUCUGCUGUUCAAAACUAGCCUAGACUGCUCCUCAAACUAGCCUUGAGCACCGUCUGCGGUUCAAAACUAGCUUAGGCUACUGUUAAACAUUAGCCUAGAGUGCCAUCUGCUGUUAAAAACUAACCUAGAGCGCCAUCUGCUGUUAAACUAACAGAGUGCCAUCUGCUGUUAAAAACUAACCUAGAGCACCAUCUGCUGUUAAAAAACUAGCCUAGACCGCUGUCUGCGGUUAAACUAGUCUAGAGCGCCAUCUGCUGUUAAAAAACUAGCCUAGACCGCCAUCUGCUGUUAAAAAACUAGUCUAGAGCACCAUCUGCUGUUAAAAAACUAGCCUAGACCGCCGUCUGCGGUUAAAAAACUAGUCUAGAGCACCAUCUGCUGUUAAAAAACUAGCCUAGACCGCCGUCUGCGGUUAAACUAGCCUAGAGCGCCAUCUGCUGUUAAAAAACUAGCCUAGAGCACCAUCUGCUGUUAAACUAGCCUAGAGCGCCAUCUGCUGUUAAAAAACUAGCCUAGCGCACCAUCUGCGGUUAAAAAAAACUAGCCUAGAGCACCAUCUGCUGUUAAAAAACUAGUCUAGAGAACCAUCUGCUGUUAAAAAACUAGCCUAGCGCACCAUCUGCUGUUAAAAAAACUAGCCUAGAGCACCAUCUGCUGUUAAAAAACUAGCCUAGCGCACCAUCUGCUGUUAAAAAAAACUAGCCUAGAGCACCAUCUGCUGUUAAAAAAACUAGUCUAGAGCACCAUCUGCUGUUAAAAAAACUAGCCUAGAGCACCAUCUGCUGUUAAAAAACUAGUCUAGAGCACCAUCUGCUGUUAAAAAACUAGUCUAGAGCACCAUCUGCUGUUAAAAAACUAGUCUAGAGCACCAUCUGCUGUUAAACUAGUCUAGAGCACCAUCUGCUGUUAAAAAAACUAGCCUAGAGAACCAUCUGCUGUUAAACUAGUCUAGAGCACCAUCUACAGUUAAAAAAAACUAGCCUAGAGCACCAUCUACGGUAAAAAACAAACCUAGAGCACCAUCUGCUGUUAAAAAGCUAGCCUAGAGCACCAUCUUCAAUUAAAAAAACAAAUCUAGAGCACCAUCUGCUGUUAAAAUCGUAGCUCAGAAUUGGUUCCAGAAAUAAUCAGGAUGCAUUCAAACAUCCAGCAAUCGAUUCAUGAAUCACAAUACAUUGAUUUAUCCUUCCAGCCCUAGUUUUUACCCGUUUCUUUCCAAAUGUCGGUAACGCUUUACAAUAAUGCUGCAUUCAGUAAAUGCAUUGACCAAGAAAAGUGUGUAAUUCAGGUGCAUUGAAUAACGCCAACAAAUGCAACUUUUGUAAGUGUUAAAGGGACAGUUCACUCCAAAAAUGAAGAUGACCACCUCAUUUACUCACACUUUGAGUUUCAUCCGACACAAAAAUAUCCAUUGACUUCCAUUGUAAUUGUUUUUCAUACUAUGGAAGUCAGUGGAUAUCAUCAAGUAGCAUUCUUCAAAAUAUCUUCUUUAGUGUUCAACAGAUGACAUGAAUGAAUGAUGAUUUAAUUUCAUUUAAAGAUUUAAUUCUCUGUGUGAACUAUCCCUUUAACACGUUCACUAUUGUAAAAUGUUCCUCAAACGGCGGCACAUUAGUGUCCUCUUGUUCAGUAGCACCGGAUGCGCUGGGUCUUGAAGUCCUGGGUCUUUUUUAUACAAUUGUGUACAUACAUUUUAUAUUGUAAGUACUGUAUUUAUUGUAAAUAUUAAACUAAAUUUGAAUAUA
Danio aesculapii is the source of this 3919-nucleotide messenger RNA. It is a transcript of the gene klf2b, whose product is annotated as Kruppel like factor 2b. Lineage: Eukaryota; Metazoa; Chordata; Actinopteri; Cypriniformes; Danionidae. The record is from RefSeq and is a predicted model, not a curated record. Gene Ontology annotation, biological process: regulation of transcription by RNA polymerase II. Gene Ontology annotation, molecular function: RNA polymerase II cis-regulatory region sequence-specific DNA binding; DNA-binding transcription factor activity, RNA polymerase II-specific. The transcript is spliced from 3 exons. Bases 252 to 1343 code for a protein of 363 amino acids.